AUGGACCGCAAAGACCGCGCCGCAUCCUCCGGGGACAUCGAACGUAUUCUCGAGGAUGUCGUCAUCCCGCCAAUUUUGCUGCGCCAAACCGCAUCAAGAAGAGAUCCAGGGUCAACACGAUGGUCUUCCAUCACAGCUGGACCAUCUGGUCUAUCAGCUGCUCGAGAAGUGGCUCGCGAGGGUGGUGGACGGUCGUACAGUAUAGCAUACGGCGCAACGGCCAGGGCGUCGCCACGAAGCUCAAUUCCUCGACCUACUAGCUUCGAGUCCACGAAACAGGCAUCUAGCGAACCAGCCCGCACCCCUCGACCGAUCAGCGGAAUCACUCCCGCUGAGCCAGCCACGCCCUCGCCCCGCACUUCCUUUUUCCGCUCCGGUGGCUUCAAUUCUCCCAAACAGGCACCCGACGAGUCCCGCCCGUCUAGACGCUCAAGCGGUUCCACCCCGAACGGAUCCACCCCGAACGGUUCCACCACCACUCCGCCCGGAAACUCCUUCCUCCAGCCCAGCAGCCUCACCUCCCGCCGCCAAGCCGCCAAAGGCGCUCGCACCCCCCGCCCCCUCAGCAACCUCCUCUCCCCCGCCGAGCCUCGCACCAAUUCCGCACGCAGCUCCCUCCUCUCCCCCCGCACCUUCGCCCCUCCAAGACACAGCCCGCUCUCCCCGGGCCCUCUCAGCGGCGUGACCCCCGACGAGCGAGUUGUCCGGAACCGCCAAAAGUCCGUCGCCUUCGCCAGCAGCACCGACGCCGCGGACGAGCACCCGCAGCAGCAAUGGCGCCAACCGGGCCUGCGCAGCCGCCAAAACAGCCGCAAGCCCUCGACCGCAUUGCUCAGUCCGUCCAGCGCCUCGUUCGUCAGCCCGACCACCGCAGCCGCCCCCCAGCGGCGCCCAAUCAGCGGCAUCGCGCCGCACGACCCCGUGCUCCCGCCGACGCCGCACACCAUCCGCAACGGCAACAGCAACAGCAACCGCGCCAGCCGCCAGAAGUCCGUCGGCUUCCCCACGAGCUUCCGUGACUUCGCGUUCGGCGCGGCGGAGCAGCCCGUGUCGCCGUCUGCGGCGGCGGAUAGGAGUGGCAGCGGUGGCAGCGGUGGUGCGAGGCGCAAGUCGUCGUCGAUGCGGAUCACGCCGGCGGACGAGCAGCGGACGAGGGGCCCGAGCGUGGUGUCGGCGGUGAAGCAGCGCAUGCAGAGCGUCGGGGACGCGAUGCGGAACACGAGCAUCUAUCAGCUGUACGACAAGGCCAAGUCGAGGGGCAAGGCGCUGCAGAGGGCGAGGAGCACCAUGGUGCUCUUCGAGUAUGGCUUGUACGCGUUGGCGCUGGUUGUCGUGUACUUUGUGUUCGUUGGCUUGCCGCUGUGGAAGGGAUGUGUGUAUUGGCUGUACUGGGUUGUGAGUCACAAGUUCGUGAUUGCGGGGGGGUGGUCCAUCACGCUUGGGCUGGGCUUGCUGCUUGCGUUUUUACCUUUGAGCGUUUUGUUCGAAAAGGAGCCUCCUGAGCGGGUGCACGCCGAUGCUGAGAUGACUUCGGGGGUCAGCGACACGGCCUUGCUUAUCCCGUGCUACAAGUCGGCAACUCUCAUCGGCAAGACGCUCGAAGCGGCUCUGAAGACCUUCCCUCCUUCGCAUGUCUUCGUCAUAGCCAACGGAAACUCUCCCACGCCUUUGGACGAGACCGAGGAAGUGUGCUUGCCUUACGGCGUCAACCACAUCUGGAGCCCGGUUGGCUCGAAGAUCGUGGCCCAGUUUGUGGGCGCGUACGCCGCCAGGGGAUUCAAAAACGUCCUGUUGAUCGAUGACGACUGUGCUCUGCCAUCGAACUUCCCGGUGGUGUCGGAAAGGCUGACUGGAAAGGUGCAAUGCGUGGGCUACUCGAUCAAAUCGGUGGGACCAAACUCUUCUCGGGGAACCUUUUGUCAACAGGCCCAGGACUUCGAGUACAAGCUGUCUGGUCUCCAACGAGCGUUUGCUGGCAAGGUCGGCUCCGCAACCUUUCCCCAUGGCGCCAUAUCCCUCUGGGACCGUGAGUUCCUCAUCAGUACCUUCCAUCAUCACCCCGGCUUCCAGGUCUCCGAGGAUUGGUUCUUUGGACACAGCUGCCGGUCUCUUGGCGGGCGCAUAACCAUGUGCACGUCGGUCUUUGUCGAAACGGAGACCCCACCCGCGCUCUUCUGGACAAGCGGAGGCGGAGAAAGGGGCGGGUUUGGGGAAAUGACGGUGUGCAAGCAGAGGUUCAUGAGGUGGAACUUCUUCUUCGUCGCCGGUGUCUGGUACAACACGAAAUACAUUUUGACGAGCUGGAAGCUGGGUUGGUGGGAGGUCGGUGCAAAGGUCUUCGUUGCCCAAGAGGUUUACGAAUGCCUGUUGUACCUCUUGGCUCCAUUCAUUUUGCCCAUUUCCUUGUUUGUGCGACCCUCCUUUUGUGGAUACCUCAUCCUCGCCACGCUCGCCAUGUACUUUUGCAACUGCAUCAUCUUUAACGAAAUUCAUCUUCGCUUACGAAAAGAGCGUGUAUCUUGGACUGUUCUCAUAUUCUACUACAUGCCAUACAAGUUCGUCCUCACCUUUCUCAACGUCGUAUCGUGCUACUGGGCAAUUUUCAAAUAUGCACGGUACUUUGCGCGUCGCCACUUGAAGAUUGUCGAAGACGAAGCCGCAGUUGAGGUUGUCUUGCGGCUCGCAGAAACACAGCUGGAGCCCAGCACCGAGAAGGCUACCACUGCUACAAGCGAAGGACAGGAGAGGCGAAUGACAGUUGCAGCCAUUUCGUUUCAACGCGCUUCUAUGCGGACUUCGAUGCGGACGUCUAGAGUGGAGAGUGGCUAG
Messenger RNA from Diplodia corticola, 2829 nucleotides. RefSeq names its product glycosyl group 2 family protein. Lineage: Eukaryota; Fungi; Ascomycota; Dothideomycetes; Botryosphaeriales; Botryosphaeriaceae. The transcript has 5 exons. The coding region runs from base 1 to 2829 and encodes 942 amino acids. The record is from RefSeq and is a predicted model, not a curated record.